Molecule: messenger RNA, 3376 nt
Organism: Bursaphelenchus xylophilus (pine wood nematode)
Lineage: Eukaryota; Metazoa; Nematoda; Chromadorea; Rhabditida; Aphelenchoididae
Source: the annotation of a GenBank genome assembly
AUGGUCGUGUGGUAAGGAAACCACUUGAACUUAAAUUUCAUAAAAUCAUCAAAGCGUCGGUUGACGGACUCGACUCUCCGCCCAUGACCGAAGACUCAAAGGAGAGAAGGACGAGGACUUCGUGGGGAGCGAAUCGGAAGAUUCAAAUCCCAUCUGGAUGUUUGUUCCGUAACAAAUAAUAUUAUCCACUUACUACUUUCUUAGAAGAAACACCGUAGAAAUAGUUCUUGAUCUUCUCACCCGUCCCCGUCUAUUUUCCGGAUUAAUAAAUAGAUCUUGUUUAAUUAUUCUUUUACUUUUUUUGCCGUAUUUUUGAUAAUACUAGACAGUAAACAGUUUUCGAACUAACAGGGGAAGUAUACUCGAAGUGCGAUGCUCAGAUCUUAUGAAACUUGGCACAAAUUUAGAUUUAUUGUUUUGUCGACUGCGCCUGCAAAGCGCAGGUUAAAACCUUCAUGAAUUGAUGUAUGCGUGACGUGACCCUUGCCAUCGUUUACGUCACAAGCGUAUUACGAUAAUAAGAAAUGUCAUAUUCCCAGAGUACGCCUACUACAAUUCUGGAAAUAGUUAGAGUCGAAGCGGGAGAUAAUAUAAUUCGAUCAUUUUGAGUUCUGUUUUUGGAAGUCCUAUUGUCAAAAAUACUGUUGCUUUUGGGUUGGAGUCAUUGCGACAACUUGUGGCGUGGGUCAAGUCUUUCUUUCAAUCGAGUUUGGAAUUCCGUGAAAUUUACAGUAAAUUAAUUGGGGGAACUGUUAGUCAGGGGUGGUCAGCAGACCCUAUUUUUCCGAUUUUCGGCCCGCGGCCCGGCCCGUCUAAUCACCGGCCCGGCCCGGCCCGUCUAGUCUUUUUCCAGGCCCGGCCCGGCCCGGCCCGUGACGGGCCUGGCCCGGCCCGGCCCGGCCCGUCCAGGCCCGUCUAUAGAGGGUUCUGCGAACUGCGCCCAGGCUCGGGAUCUAAACUGAGGCAAAAAAGGCGUUGAUCUAGCUAGUAAAGGAUCAAUGUGAUAGUUUUGUGGUUCUAUAAUGGAACUAUAGACUUGUAAACGUGUUAGAACUUGAGAAACAGCAACUAUAACAACAUCAAUUAAUUUUCCCGGCGCGAAAACAAUGAAUGCCAACGGUUUGGCAUUGUAUUUUAGACGGGCCGGGCCGGGCCGGAAAAACCCCAGGCCCGCGGCCCGGCCCGGCCCGGCCCGUGACGGGCCCGGCCCGUUUGUCAAUUUCCAUUUUUGAGGCCGGCCGGCCCGUUUGGGCCGGGCCGGGCCGGCCCGGGCCGGGCCGGCCCGGCCCGCCGACCACCCCUGCUGUUAGUUGUUUUUACAAUAGAUUGGAGUGUAAUAAACCCGGUAAGUAUUUUUUUGAAUCGUUGAUGAACGAUUGAACACGCCCACCUUUUUACCGUUGUUUAUUUUUUCAUUUAAUUGGGCAAAAGAUCAAGUUAUAAGUCCACAAGUUCCCGGUCUUAAGAAACGUGUUUCUUUGUGACCGAAACAAUAAAAUAAUUACAACUUUUGAAGUAUCGCCGUUCUGAAAUUGGUUGGCACUGUUUAAAAAUGGCGGAUUCGAAUACCGAUUCCGAAAAGAAGAACCUGGGAGAUAGUUGGAGUUCGAGAGGCACGGUAACCACCAAUACUUCCUUGGCCACCACCGAUGCUGAACUGCUUCGAAAAAAGGUAAGAGCUUGUUUUGCGGCCUUCAACUGAGACUUACACCCUUUCAGCGUGCCGUAACGCCCUAUCUUAUUUAUUGUCUUGGGAUUAUCGCAUUUGGCAGUUCUUUCCAAUUCGGAUACAAUAUUGGUGUUAUCAAUGCCCCCGCCGAACACAUCAAGGAUUUCAUUUAUACUAAUCAUGUAGGGCUUUGGGGAGAGAUUGAUAGAAGAACGGUGGUGGUUAUUUUCUCCGUGGCUGUUUCUCUUUUCCCAGCCGGGGCCAUGAUCGGAGCGCUGAUGAGUGGCUAUCUGGCUGAUCGCUUUGGUCGUCGUCGAACUCUCCAUUUCAACAAUGUGUUGGCCAUACUUGGAGCGGCGUUGAUGACGUCCACAAAGUAUUUACAGUUAUAUCCGCUCUUUCUCAUUGGCCGGUUUGUGAUUGGAUUAAAUGCGGGUGGGUUACGGUAGGACCUUUUUUAUAAAUCCGGUUGAAAGUUACGUAUGUUUGCGUUGUAGGUAUCUCGUCAUCCGUGGUGCCCAUGUAUUUUACCGAAUUGAGUCCGGUCAAGCUCCGGGGAACCGUAGCCUCUCUUCCCCAGCUAAUGGUCACCAUUUCCAUUCUGAUUUCAGCUGUUCUCGGUCUGCCAUUCCUUCUCGGAUCCGAGGAUCGCUGGCCUUGGCUGUUUAGUAAGUAUUUUUAUUUUGACAACAAUUAAUAUUAGUAUGUUAUAACUUGGUGUUCAGGUGUGAUGGCAUUCCCCGCUGUUUGUCAGAUCGUCGGAAUGUUUUGGGUCCCCGAAUCGCCCAGAUACACGCUCUUCUUCAAGGGAUAUGAUGAAGACGCUUUGGACGAUUUAAUAGAUCUCCGAGGCGACGGCCAGGUUGCUACUGUUGAGUUGCACGCCCUCCAGAUCGAAAAGAGACGGGAAUCAAAGACAGCGAAGAUUAAUGUCGGUACUUUGUUCCGCAAGUCCGACUUCAGAUGGCCUUUAUUUUUGGCCGCAUUUCUGAUGGUGGCUCAACAAUUGAGUGGAAUCAACGCGGCUAUGUUCUUUUCUGUCAAGAUCUUCCAAAGGGCCGGUCUUGACAUGGAAGGUGCUAUUUAUGCUACCAUUGGAGUGAACACUGUCAAUGUUUUGAUGACCAUUGUCUCUGCAUGGUUAGUUGAUUUGCCUAGAUUCGGAAGGAGAUCUCUGCUUCUGAUUGGAAAAAUCGGCAUGAUCUUUACCAGUGUCGGCCUCGUCAUAACAAUGGUUUAUGCAGUAGGUUAUGAUUCUUGUAGUGGGCAAAAAAUACUUUAGAGAGACAGCAGUGGUAUUGUUCCGUACAUAUCUUGUGUGUUUCUCCCCCUCUUCGUCGUUUUCUUUGCUACUGGACCGGGUUCGAUUCCAUUCUUCUAUGUGAGCGAAGUGUUUCCAUCUAAUGCCCGGGCAUCAGCAUCUGCAGUUUGUGUGGCAAUCAACUGGACCUUCACAGUUGUCGUUGGAAUCGGUUUUCUGCCGCUGGAGGUAAGCGUAUAUUCAAUCUAUUCACGCCCGCGUGACAUAUUUCCUUCAGUUCUCAUCCUUGUUUUCAGAAUAUACUCAAAGAAUUUACGUUCCUGAUCUUUACCGGUUGCUGUACCGUAGCGGCGAUUGUGAUUUUUAUUUUCUUGCCCGAAACUAAAGGAAAGACUGUUGAGGAAGUGCGUGAAGAUAUGAUGAAGAGAAAGAAACGGCUUUGCUAA